AUGCGAGCUCCACCGCUUAGUGCGAUCCUCGCGUUUUCUCUCGGGUUCUUGGUGCUUAGCUCAAACUGUGACGAAGAUGAUUCUGAAAAGCCAAAGAAGCUUCAAAUAGGCAUUAAGAAGCGUGCCGAUACCUGUCCCACGAAGUCUCGCAAAGGGGACUUGUUGCACAUGCAUUAUUCGGGAUCUCUGGAAGAUGGUAGUAUCUUCGAUAGCAGUUACGAGAGGAAGGAACCUUUGACUUUCACCCUAGGCAUGGGACAAGUCAUCAAAGGAUGGGAUCAGGGAUUGUUGGGAAUGUGUGAGGGAGAGAAACGGAAGCUGGUGAUCCCUUCAUCGCUGGGUUACGGAGAAUCUGGUGCACCUCCAAAAAUCCCUGGUGGUGCGACGUUGAUUUUUGAAGUGGAGCUGGUCAAAAUCGAACGUCGCAACGAGCUUUGA
Molecule: messenger RNA, 438 nt
Organism: Notodromas monacha
Lineage: Eukaryota; Metazoa; Arthropoda; Ostracoda; Podocopida; Cyprididae
Source: the annotation of a GenBank genome assembly